This is a messenger RNA of Orycteropus afer afer, 753 nucleotides long. RefSeq names its product R3H domain containing like (gene R3HDML). The record is from RefSeq and is a predicted model, not a curated record. NCBI's taxonomy places the organism in Eukaryota, Metazoa, Chordata, Mammalia, Tubulidentata, Orycteropodidae. The transcript is spliced from 6 exons.
AUGCCCCUGCUGCCUGGCACGGUGUGCCUGCUCUUCUGGGCAGGCCAGACAGCGAAUGCCUUGAUGGUGCCCAAUGCCACCCUGGCACUGGCAAGGCCCGAGUUCACCGCUUUGAGGCCCCUGACCAGCCUGGGGGUGCCCAGGCACCGCUGGAAGCGCCACAUCUCUGCCCUGGACAUGAGUGCCCUAUUGGACUAUCACAACCACAUCCGGGCCAGCGUGUACCCACCCGCAGCCAACAUGGAAUACAUGGUCUGGGAUGAGCAGCUGGCCAGGUCUGCUGAGGUCUGGGCCACUCAGUGCAUCUGGGCUCAUGGGCCCUCACAGCUGAUGAGAUACGUGGGCCAGAACCUCUCCAUCCAUUCCGGCCGGUUCCGCUCAGUGGUCGACCUUGUGAAGCCUUGGUCCGAGGAGAAGCGGCAUUACUUGUUUCCGGCCCCGAGGGACUGUAACCCACAGUGCCCCUGGCGCUGCAGUGGCCCCGUCUGUUCCCAUUAUACCCAGAUGGUGUGGGCAUCCUCCAACCGGCUAGGCUGUGCCAUCCACACCUGUGGCAGCAUCACCGUCUGGGGCAACACUUGGCAUCAGGCAGUGUAUCUGGUCUGCAACUACGCCAUUAAGUAAGGCUGGAAUGGAGAANNNCCGUACAAGACGGGGAGGCCGUGCUCCGCCUGCCCCCCCAGUUACAAAGGCAGCUGCAGUAGCAACAUGUGCUUCCCUGGCCUCAAAUCCAACAGGCUCCCGUGGUUCUGA